Myotis lucifugus (little brown bat) is the source of this 1295-nucleotide messenger RNA. RefSeq names its product Cdk5 and Abl enzyme substrate 1 (gene CABLES1). The annotation marks the transcript as partial. Lineage: Eukaryota; Metazoa; Chordata; Mammalia; Chiroptera; Vespertilionidae. Gene Ontology annotation, cellular component: cytosol. The transcript has 6 exons. The record is from RefSeq and is a predicted model, not a curated record. Gene Ontology annotation, biological process: regulation of cell cycle; nervous system development.
AAUAGCGCCUGCGAGGUGUGUGUGUUGGGGACAGACCCACUGAGAGAAGCAUUCCUGGUCGACGGACAGUCACUGGGUGAGCCGACUGCACGGUCGGAGCCCCAGUGUCUCUGGACGGGAAGCUUUAAACAGCAGCUUCGUGUGGCGUUCGUGUCCUCAGCCUUUGCUGCUGGGCAUUUCAGGGACUUGAAGUCGGACGGAGGGAGACAGUCAGCAGGUGCCGUGAGCCUGAAAGAGGUCAUUGGCCUGGAAGGCGUGGAGCUGGGCGCUGACGGGAAGACGGUGUCGUACACCCAGUUCCUGUGGCCCACAAACGCCUUGGGAGCCCGGAGGGGCACCAUCGACUCCACCUCCUCCUUCUCCCACUUCCGCACCCUGAGCCACCGCAGCCUCUCCAUAGGGCGGGCCAGCAGCACCCAGGGGAGCCUCGACACAGGCAGCGACCUGGGAGACUUUGUGGACUACGACCCGAACCUCCUGGACGACCCCCAGUGGCCUUGUGGGAAGCACAAGCGGGUCCUCAUCUUCCCUUCGUACAUGACCACAGUGAUCGCCUACGUGAAGCCCUCGGACCUCAAGAAGGACAUGAACGAGACCUUCAGGGAGAAGUUCCCUCACAUCAAGUUAACGCUCAGCAAAAUCAGGAGCCUGAAGCGCGAGAUGCGGAAGCUGGCGCAGGAGGACUGCGGCUUCGAGGAGCCCACGGUGGCCAUGGCCUUCGUCUACUUCGAGAAGCUCGCCCUCAAGGGGAAGCUGAACAAGCAGAACCGGAAGCUCUGUGCGGGGGCCUGUGUGCUGCUGGCGGCCAAGAUCGGCAGUGACCUCAGGAAGCACGAGGUCAAGCACCUGAUUGAUGUGAGUGGCCGUGGCCGUGGCCGUCUGCACCGCCCCACCCAGUGUCACUGUCUCAGCCAUGGAGCCACGGAAAUGCCACGGGGUCUCCUGGGCGGUCACCCCAGGGCGUCCAUCACACACACGGGUCACUGGCCUCGGCCUCCGGUGGCCUCGGUGGCCUCCUCUUCGGGGGAGGGUUAGGGUUUCUCCUCUCUCUCAAAGGAGACGCCCUUGGCGUAAGGAAACGCUCGUCUCCUUAGGGGAGUACAUGAGUCCUGCUUCACAGCACUGAGUUCACGGAGAACGUGGGGGAAGCCAGCAGGGAGGGGGCAGCUGCCACCGAAGAGAGAGUGUGUCACCGUUCCUACGAGGAGGAGCGUGCUAGCUCAGGCUGACAAAGACAGCGCCCCAAAAACCACAGGCAGUCCACACACAACACAGCAAGUACCCACACGCCACAC